This is a messenger RNA of Peromyscus eremicus (cactus mouse), 6425 nucleotides long. RefSeq names its product signal induced proliferation associated 1 like 2 (gene Sipa1l2). Gene Ontology annotation, molecular function: protein binding; GTPase activator activity. Lineage: Eukaryota; Metazoa; Chordata; Mammalia; Rodentia; Cricetidae. Gene Ontology annotation, biological process: regulation of small GTPase mediated signal transduction; activation of GTPase activity. The record is from RefSeq and is a predicted model, not a curated record. Gene Ontology annotation, cellular component: cytoplasm.
CCAGUUCGGAAUGGCUGAGAGAACUGGCAACUUUGGAGUGUGGUGUCAUCCCAAGAAUGUUACAGUCCCCUAGCAACAACUAUCACAAUUCUAUAACAACACUCACUAAAUCCCAGUGCUUUAUAACAAAGCUGACUAUAAAACUCCAAACUUUAGAAAUGAUGUGAAGGAAAGGUUUAUGGACAGAAGUCUUCAAAAGUGCUGCUGAAAAUCAGAACAGAAGUGGAACAGUGUCAUUACACCUAACAGAAAGCACAUUCGCCAUGGCUUUGGAGAAACUGUGCUUUGAGGAUGUUGUUUGCUUCUGGUGAAAAAGGAACUCCAGGCAACCACCCUUUCUGUCUGUCUGUGAUAGUAUUGUGUGAUGACCACAGAGGUAGGGUCACACCAUUGUUGCUGAUGACUGCUUCUUGCCUCUGUGGACAUGAGUGACCCAAGGCCAUCACAGGUAGAGAAGCACAAGCUCGGCAGAGCUACCUCCAAAUUCAAGGACCCUUCCAGAACCAUGCAGUCUGAUGAUUAUUUUGCUCGGAAAUUUAAAGCCAUCAAUGGCAGCAUGGGACCCGCUCCUUUGAACACCUCCAGUCCAAGUGAGGGCGGUGGUGGUGGGCCAGCCAACAGUACCCCAGCAGUGCCCAAGAUGGGAGUGAGGGCCAGAGUGUCUGAGUGGCCUCCGAAAAAGGACUGCUCCAAAGACCUGGCCUGCAAGACACUGUGGGAGAGCCGUUCUCAGUCCAGCUAUGAGAGUGUCACCUCCAUCAUCCAGAAUGGCCAAAAUGACCAGGGUGACAGGCAGCAAGAAGAGCAGCUGGACCUGGACUUUGUGGAGGCAAAGUACACCAUUGGAGACAUCUUCGUCCAUUCUCCCCAGAGGGGACUCCACCCCAUACGACAAAGGAGCAACAGCGACGUUACCAUUAGUGACAUCGAUACUGAGGAUGUCCUGGACCAACAUGCAGUCAACCCCAACACCGGAGCUGCCCUGCACAGGGAAUAUGGGAGCACUUCAUCUAUUGACAGGCAGGGUCUGUCUGGAGAGAACGUUUUUGCCAUGCUCCGAGGGUACCGAGUGGAGAAUUACGAUCCUAAGGUGACCAGCUCCUUUGGGUUUCCGGAUUUCUUCCCCUGUAACACCGCCAUCUCCCCCAGCCUCCAUGCUGCAGCCCAGAUUUCUAGAGGAGAGUUCGUCCGCAUCUCGGGACUGGACUACAUGGAUGGCGGGCUCUUAAUGGGGAGGGACAGAGACAAGCCCUUCAAGCGCAGGUUAAAAUCAGAAGUGGAAACAUCACUCUUCCGAAAACUUCGGACAGUAAAGAGUGAGCAUGAGACCUUCAAGUUCACUUCUGACCUAGAGGAGGGCCGCCUGGACCGGGGCAUCCGCCCUUGGAGUUGCCAGAGGUGCUUUGCCCAUUAUGAUGUGCAGAGUAUCCUCUUCAACAUCAACGAAGCCAUGGCCACGAGGGCUAGCGUGGGGAAGAGAAAGAACAUCACCACAGGGGCCUCGGCUGCAUCACAGACCCCAGUUCCCGUAGGCCCAGCUGGAGGCUGCGAGUCCCCACUGGGCAGCAAGGAAGACCUCAACUCCAAAGAGAACCCGGACGCUGACGAGGGCGAUGGAAAGAGCAAUGACUUGGUCCUCAGCUGCCCUUACUUCCGAAACGAGACUGGUGGGGAGGGCGACCGGCGCAUCGCGCUGUCUCGGGCCAACUCAGCCUCUUUCAGCUCUGGGGAGAGCUGUUCCUUUGAGUCAUCCCUCAGCUCACACUGUACCAAUGCGGGCGUCUCUGUCUUGGAGGUGCCUCGAGAGAACCAACCCAUCCACAGGGAGAAGGUCAAACGCUACAUCAUAGAACACGUUGACCUGGGGGCCUACUACUACCGCAAGUUCUUCUAUGGCAAAGAGCACCAGAACUACUUUGGAAUAGAUGAAAACCUUGGCCCUGUGGCAGUCAGCAUCCGGAGGGAGAAGGUGGAAGAUCCCAAGGAGAAAGAAGGGUCCCAGUUCAACUACAGGGUGGCCUUCAGGACAAGUGAGCUCACAACUCUGAGGGGAGCGAUCCUAGAAGAUGCUGUUCCCUCCACAGCCCGCCAUGGCACCGCCCGGGGCCUGCCCCUCAAGGAAGUCCUGGAGUUUGUUAUCCCGGAGCUGAGCAUCCAGUGCCUGCGCCAGGCAGCCAAUUCCCCCAAGGUCCCGGAGCAGCUGCUCAAGCUGGAUGAACAAGGGCUGAGCUUUCAGCACAAAAUUGGGAUCCUGUACUGCAAAGCUGGGCAGAGCACGGAAGAGGAAAUGUACAACAACGAGACAGCAGGGCCAGCCUUCGAGGAGUUCCUGGACCUCCUCGGCCAGAGAGUGCGGCUGAAAGGCUUCAGCAAGUAUCGUGCACAGCUGGACAAUAAGACGGAUUCCACAGGGACUCACUCCCUCUAUACCACAUACAAAGACUUUGAACUCAUGUUCCACGUGUCAACGUUGCUUCCAUAUAUGCCAAACAACAGGCAGCAGCUUCUGAGGAAGAGGCACAUUGGGAACGACAUCGUCACCAUCGUCUUCCAGGAGCCCGGUGCCCUCCCGUUCACCCCCAAGAACAUCCGCUCGCACUUCCAGCAUGUCUUUGUCAUCGUGAGGGUGCACAACCCCUGCACGGAGAACGUGUGCUACAGCGUUGGCGUUUCCAGGUCAAAGGAUGUCCCUCCCUUCGGUCCCCCAAUCCCCAAAGGUGUAACUUUUCCAAAGUCAGCCGUGUUCCGGGACUUCCUUUUAGCCAAAGUAAUCAAUGCAGAAAACGCAGCCCAUAAGUCAGAAAAAUUCCGGGCCAUGGCUACUCGAACGAGGCAAGAAUACUUGAAGGACUUGGCUGAGAACUUUGUCACGACCGCCACAGUGGACACUUCUGCGAAAUUCAGCUUCAUCACCCUGGGUGCAAAGAAGAAGGAGCGCGUCAAACCGAGGAAGGAUGCACACCUGUUCAGCAUCGGGGCCAUCAUGUGGCACGUGGUGGCACGGGACUUCGGCCAAUCAGCGGACAUUGAGUGUCUGCUUGGGAUCUCUAACGAGUUCAUCAUGUUGAUAGAGAAGGACUCCAAGAAUGUUGUGUUUAACUGUUCCUGCAGGGAUGUGAUUGGCUGGACCUCUGGGUUAGUGAGCAUCAAAGUCUUCUAUGAAAGGGGAGAGUGCAUCCUGCUGUCCUCAGUGGAUAACUGUUCCGAAGACAUCCGAGAGAUAGUGCAGCGGCUCGUGAUAGUGACAAGAGGCUGCGAAACUGUGGAAAUGACCCUGAGGAGGAACGGACUGGGCCAGCUCGGCUUCCACGUGAACUUUGAAGGAAUUGUUGCCGAUGUAGAACCUUUUGGCUUUGCCUGGAAAGCGGGCCUUCGCCAAGGGAGCCGCCUCGUGGAGAUCUGCAAGGUGGCUGUGGCCACCCUGACCCAUGAGCAGAUGAUUGACCUGCUGCGGACGUCCGUGACUGUGAAGGUGGUCAUCAUCCACCCCCAUGAGGAUGGCUCUCCCCGCAGGGGUUGUUCAGAGCUCUGCCGGAUCCCCAUGGUGGAGUACAAGCUGGACAGUGAGGGCACACCCUGCGAGUACAAGACACCCUUCAGGAGGAACACCACGUGGCACCGUGUACCCACCCCUGCCCUACAGCCAGUUUCCAGAGCCUCACCUGUGCCAGGCACACCUGACCGUCUACAGUGCCAGCCAUUGCUCCAACAGGCCCAGGCCGCCAUCCCCCGGAGCACGUCGUUUGAUAGGAAGCUGCCUGAUGGCACCAGAAGUUCUCCCAGCAACCAGUCAUCAUCCAGCGACCCAGGACCGGCUGGGAGUGGACCCUGGAGACCACAAGUGGGCUAUGAUGGGUGCCCAUCCCCUCUCCUGCUCGAGCACCAGGGCCCAGGCCCUGGGGAGUGUGAUGGAGCCAGGGAGCAUGAGGACAUCAUAGAAGGAGGCAGGCUUCCAGAAACCAAAUGGCAUGGCCCACCUUCCAAAGUCCUGAGUGCCUAUAAGGAAAGAGCCCUGCAGAAGGAUGGAAGCUGCAAAGACUCCCCCAACAAGCUAUCUCAUAUCGGGGAUAAGAGCUGCUCCAGUCACUCCAGCAGCAACACUCUCUCCAGUAACACAUCCAGCAACAGCGAUGACAAGCAUUUUGGGUCAGGGGACCUGAUGGACCCUGAGCUGCUGGGACUGACCUACAUCAAAGGUGCCUCCACGGACAGUGGCAUCGACACCACGCCGUGCAUGCCAGCCACCAUCCUUGGCCCCGUGCAUCUGACGGGCAGCAGGUCCCUGAUCCACAGCCGAGCCGAACAGUGGGUGGACGCUACUGAUGUCUCAGGAGCUGAUGAUGAACCUUCCAAGAUGUAUACCCUGCAUGGCUAUGCCUCUGCCAUCUCCACCAGUGCUGCGGAGGGCAGCAUGGGUGACCUCAGUGAGAUCUCAUCUCACUCCAGUGGCUCUCACCAUUCAGGAAGCCCCUCUGCUCACUGCUCCAAAAGCACUGGGUCUCUGGACAGCUCCAAAGUCUACAUCGUUUCUCACAAUAGCGGUCAGCAGGUACCCGGGGCUGUGGCAAAGCCUUACCACAGACAAGGGGCAGCAAACAAGUAUGUCAUUGGCUGGAAAAAGUCGGAAGGCAGCCCACCACCUGAGGAUCCUGAAGUCACUGAAUGCCCUAGGAUAUAUGGCGAGAUGGACAUGAUGUCCACAGCCACUCAGCAUCCGGCAGUGGUGGGAGACGCUGUUUCGGAAACUCAGCAUGUCUUAUCCAAAGAUGACUUUCUGAAGUUGAUGCUUCCUGACAGCCCCUUAGUGGAGGAGGGAAGACGGAAGUUUUCGUUCUAUGGGAACCUGUCUCCAAGGAUAUUGUACCGAACACUGUCGGAUGAGAGUGUAUGCAGCAACCGGAGAGGAUCUUCCUUUGCCAGUUCUCGAAGCUCCAUCCUGGACCAGGCCCUGCCCAAUGACAUUCUGUUCAGCACCACUCCACCCUACCACGGCACGCUGCCUCCAAGGACCCACCCCGCUCCCAGCAUGGGGAGCCUACGGAAUGAGUUCUGGUUUUCCGACGGGUCCUUAUCGGAUAAAUCCAAGUGUGCAGAUCCUGGCCUGAUGCCGCUACCAGACACAGCCACAGGGUUAGAUUGGUCCCAUCUUGUGGAUGCUGCACGAGCGUUUGAAGACCAGAGGGUGGCAUCUUUCUGUACCCUGACUGACCUCCAGCAUGGACAAGACCUGGAAGGGGCCCCAGAGCUGUCCCUGUGCGUGGAUCCCACCAGCGGCAAGGAGUUCCUGGAUACACCUGGGGAGCGUUCGCCCUCCACACUGACUGGGAAAGUCAACCAGCUAGAAUUGAUUCUCCGACAACUGCAGACGGACCUUCGCAAGGAGAAGCAGGACAAGGCAGUGCUGCAGGCUGAGGUCCAGCACCUGAGGCAAGACAACAUGCGGCUGCAGGAAGAGUCGCAGACUGCCACAGCCCAGCUGCGCAAGUUCACCGAGUGGUUCUUCAGCACCAUUGACAAGAAGGCCUGACCGGCUAGCUGCUCGUCACCCGGGGACCAUGGGCUGGCCUUUCCGCCUGCCUGCCUACCCGCCUGCGGUCCCUCCCCAGUUGACAAUGCAGUUUUAUAUGCGCUUUCCACCACCUGUAGGUAGAUGUCUCACUGUUCGUCCUGUGUCUCGCUACUCACCCUAGCAGGACAGGUCAGGGCACCUGGACUCCUCCUGGGUAGCUGCAGCAGAAGAUGAAUGUAACUCCUGGUGAACGCAGAAGUAGCCUGCAGCCGAAACGCCCUGAUAACACUCUGGCCUCAGCUUCCCUGGGGGAGAGAACUGGAUGUCACUAACUGAAGUAGGUGACCUACAGAGAUGCUAAGCCAGGCUGCAGGAUUGUACAAAUAAAUACGGAGGCAGAUAAUCAGACAUGUACUUUAAUGUUAAAGGUGCUCUAUUUUUUUGGAUGUACAGUAGUUUUAUUUCCACAGCCACAUUUAUCAUAGCAAUAAGGAGGGUGCAGUAAGUAGUCAGCAGAGCUCCGUCAGAGAGAAGCUCUGAAGUUUAACACUAGCUCAAACGCUGUUACCGUAGAGACGUAUUUAUUUGCAGGAACAAACGGUGCCUGAAUAUUAACAGUGUUCUGAUUUUUUUAAAGAGAUACAUAUGCCUUGUAAAUGGCUGGACCUGUUGGUAGUCACUCAAUGUGUAGUUUGCUUUCCUGUAGUUUCUCUGCUGCAGACAGAAUCACUCUACCUUCCCCACGCGAGUCCCCUGAUGCUGAGUGCCCGUGGGAUCCUGUGUACAACACCAGAUUUGUUUAUCUUUGUACAGAAACUCGGAUAAAGUGUCUUGUAUUUAACACUCUUAUUUAAGCUUAUUUAACCCCAACUUGUUAAUUUUAUAUGAUUUGGUUUCACCUGCACUGUAAGGAGGC